Molecule: messenger RNA, 483 nt
Organism: Suillus plorans
Lineage: Eukaryota; Fungi; Basidiomycota; Agaricomycetes; Boletales; Suillaceae
Exons: 2
Cellular component (GO): mitochondrion
Source: RefSeq, a predicted model, not a curated record
AGAGGUGGACAAAAUCUUACUGAACGCUACCGCAGACUAGAAAAUACUCUUCGGGGGAAUGCUAUCAUGAAGCAGAUAUCCGAGAUUUCUCAGGACGUCGAGGAUGCAUUCAAGGCCAGGUCGCCUUCAUCGAUAUCCUCUUCGCUCCAUGGUGCACAAAAUAUUUCAAAUACCAUCGCGGGCUUUGUGAUCCCCAAGGAACCCAUACCACCUUCAGAUGAAGAAUGUUGCAUGUCAGGAUGUGCAAUUUGUGUCUAUGACCUUUACGAAGAAUCUCUGGAAGCUUACAAAGAGUCGAUCGUGGCCUUGCGCUCGUCGCUUUCCGCUCUUUCAAUACCAGAAUCCGAGUGGCCAGACCGCGUUCGAACCAAUACACCAGCUACACAAAAGAGGCACGAUAUCGUCCUCAACGCGUUCGAAGAAAUGGAGCGUCAGUUGAGGGAGAAGAAGGAGCGGAGAGCUGCAGUUGAAGCGGAGAGUUAG